CAUGGACGCGCUGAGGAUGCUGGAUUUGGUGGUCCCUCAGUACGUGGUCCGCGGGCAAAACAUCACGCUGGAAUGCAACUUCAACCUGGACGGCGAGUCACUGUACUCGGUGCAGUGGUACAAAGACGGGAACGAGUUCUACCGAUACGUGCCCCAGGACAAGCCGCCGGUGCUCGUCUUUCAGCUGCCUGGUGUCACGGCGAACAUUCACAAUUCCACGGAGAGAUCGGUCGUCCUCUAUUCCGUGAAUCUGAUGAGCACCGGAAGAUACAGAUGCGAGGUGUCGGCCGAGGCGCCAUCUUUCCCGACGGUGUCCGAACACUCAGAUAUGGUGGUUGUCGCCCUACCGAAGGUCGGUCCCGUUAUCACCGGAAAGCAGGGCAGGCAUCAUUAUCAACUCGGUGACGUGGUGCGGUUCAAUUGCACUUCGGAGAAGUCGAAACCAGCCGCCAUGCUCAGUUGGUUCAUCAACGGGGAGCCAGUCGACACGCAGUAUCUGAAGGGGCCCCACAUCGUAGAGGUGGAUCGCGAAGGUUUGGAGACAGCGGUGCUUGGCCUGGAGUUCUGUCUGCAUAAGAAGAAGCACUUCAAGAGGGGAGACUUGAAGAUCAAAUGUCUGGCGACGGUGGCGACCGUGUAUUGGAAAUCGAAUGAGCUCAGCAUAGAGGUUGAAAAGCCCCUCAAGAUGUCGGUAAUGGAGAGCAGGGAGACAAGGGCGCAAGGGCACACGCACGCGGAACAUAUCUUGGGAGGAAGUGGAAGCAGCACGCUAGCACCAUGCAUCCUGACGAUGAUCGCCAGCCUAUUCGUGCUACGAUAAGAAGAGGAUGCCCGGUGUUCGUCGUUUGUGCUCACCCCCCACCCUCUUCAACCUCCACACCCCCAUUUAGGCCUCCGAUGGAAGCUGUGCGAAGAUCACUGUGUACUAAAUUAACCGUGUUGUUUCUAUUUUUUAUAAAGAUGCAGUUAGUGGAGUUAGCAGGACAUAAAUCAGAUUCAUACCGGGUGUCCUGAAAAAAAGAACCACCAGAAACACGGUUGUCAAUACCUUCAGAAUCGAAAGAAUUCUUCAUUUAUAUUUCACCCUUUGAGGUCCAUUGAUUUUAUUAGAGUGCCAGUAGGUCCAAGUGAAUUUAACGAAAUAAGUCAAUUUGAAUUGAUGAACAAAAAAAUACAAUUGUAAUGAAUUCAUGUAUUUGCUAAUGAAAACAAAUUAUAAUUUAAAAUUGGUUAACAUAUGGUCUUUUGAAACAAUUUCCUAUGUGAAUUGCAAUUGCAUGAACUGUUAUAAGUAUGUCAAUGGAAUAUGUCCAGUGGUACUUGACAGUGGACCUGUUCAACAAAAAUAUGAUGUCCAGUGAUACAGUGGACCGCAAAGGGUUAAACGAGCAAUACACGUGUUUCAAGGUGGUCGUAUGUUUCUUUUUUUUGGACACCCCGUAUGUAUAUACUUAGCCGAGUACACACGUAAUUGGAGCGUUAGAAAUGAGGGGUUACGUACAAUUGUCGGACCACGAGUCUGUGUACACCUACUGUUGUUCCUUACAGAGAAUUUUUAUAGAGGUAGAGAGAACCUUUAAUAGAGAUUCAACGAAUUCUUCGUUCGGAUUUUCAUCUAGAAGAGGGAGGAAAAAAAAAUGUGUGGAAUUCUAUUCGAUUUUUACGCUCGCGGAUUUUUGUAGAGAUUCACGGUCUCUCGUGCCGAUGAUUGUUUAAUUAUCUUCAACUCGCGGACGUUCCUUUGAAUCGAGACAGUUUUUCCUUUUCGUUCUCCAGGUGUUUGUCAAGUCAAUUUUUGAUGAGUGUGUUUAGCGCACAGAUUUCUG
Molecule: messenger RNA, 1826 nt
Organism: Nomia melanderi (Alkali bee)
Lineage: Eukaryota; Metazoa; Arthropoda; Insecta; Hymenoptera; Halictidae
Source: RefSeq, a predicted model, not a curated record